Messenger RNA from Balearica regulorum gibbericeps (East African grey crowned-crane), 390 nucleotides. RefSeq names its product histone H2A type 2-C. The record is from RefSeq and is a predicted model, not a curated record. Lineage: Eukaryota; Metazoa; Chordata; Aves; Gruiformes; Gruidae. Gene Ontology annotation, molecular function: structural constituent of chromatin; protein heterodimerization activity; DNA binding. Gene Ontology annotation, cellular component: nucleosome.
AUGUCGGGCCGCGGGAAGCAGGGCGGCAAAGCCCGGGCCAAGGCCAAGUCGCGUUCAUCCCGCGCCGGUCUCCAGUUCCCCGUGGGCCGCGUUCACCGUUUGCUGCGUAAAGGUAACUACGCCGAACGGGUGGGCGCCGGCGCUCCCGUCUACCUGGCCGCCGUUAUGGAGUAUCUGACGGCGGAGAUCCUGGAGCUGGCGGGGGACGCCGCCCGCGAUAACAAGAAGACGCGGAUCAUCCCCCGUCACCUCCAGCUGGCGGUGCGUAACGAUGAAGAGCUCAAUAAGCUGCUGGGUGGCGUCACAAUCGCGCAGGGCGGCGUCUUGCCCAACAUCCAGGCGGUGCUGCUGCCUAAGAAGAGCGAGAGCCACAAGGCCAAGGGCAAGUGA